AUGGGACCCGCGCGAACGAAUUGGUUUUGGCAGCGCUUACUGGUCUUCAGCUGCUACUGCGCCCAGGCAAUCGCCAAUGGUCCCUGCAAAAACUCCCCUACCUCCCGACGUUGCUGGGGCGAAUACAAUAUCACCACUGAUUAUUCGGUUGUCACGCCUGACACUGGUGUUACAAGAGAGUACUGGCUCGCAGCGCAAAAUCUCACCUUGGCCCCUGAUGGCUACGAGCGACAGGUUCUUGUCUUCAACGGAAGUUUACCAGGUCCAACAAUUGAAGCAGACUGGGGAGACACGGUAGUAGUCCAUGUGACGAACCAAUUGACAGACAAUGGGACCACGGUCCAUUGGCACGGAAUUCGCCAACAGAACUCCAAUCCUUCAGACGGCGUUCCUGGCGUCACGCAAUGCCCCAUCGCCCCCGGCGACUCCAUGACGUACCGCUUUCGCGCCCAGCAGUACGGCACCGCGUGGUACCAUGGGCACUUCAGCAUGCAGAUGGCUGACGGUCUCUACGGGCCGAUCGUAAUCCACGGCCCAGCCAGCGCCGACUACGACGUCGACCUGGGCCCGGUGUUUGUCUCCGAUUGGUACCACCAAAGCGCCUUCAUCACCUGGAGACAGAAGACCAUGUACGGCGGGUUCCCCGCGCGUACCAAUGCCAAUGCCGAAAACGGGCUCUUCAACAGCACCAACAACUACCCCUGCGAUGACAGCGACGACCCGGCCUGCCUGGGGACCGGCAAGCGCAGCGAAACGACCGUCACCAAGGGCAAGCGGUACCGGAUGCGACUGAUCGACUCCAGCCUGGACGGGUGGAUGCGAGUCUCCAUCGACAAUCACAAGCUGAUCGUGAUUGCAGCAGACCUAGUCCCAAUCGUGCCAUACGUGACCGACAAUGUGGUGAUAACGUCGGGCCAGCGCUACGACAUCAUCUUCGAGGCAGACCAGGACGUUGGAAACUACUGGAUGCGCACCGAGUACCAGUCGGUGUGCAACAUGCUGGACAUCGAUCGCAACGACAUCCGCGGCAUUCUGCACUACGAGGGCGCCGAACCCGACGAGGAACCGACCAGCGAAAAGUGGCCGAUCCUGCCCGCGUGCGGCGACGAACCCUACGACAAGCUCGUGCCGUACGUGGCCAAGGAUGUCGACGUGGCGGACACGCAGGAGGAUCUGGGCAUCGGGUGGUUCUACGAGAAGGAUCUGGUCUUUCACUGGGCAAUCAACACCAAGCCUUUGACCAUUGACUGGAGCCAUCCGACGGACCUGCUCGCCGCGCAGCAUGCGGUCGAAUAUCCGGAGGAGACCAACGUGUAUAACAUCUCGGGGAACCAGUGGACCUACUGGGUCAUCCAAGACGUCGGCUUCGUCGACGCAUUCCAUCCCUUCCACCUCCACGGCCACGACUUUCACAUCCUAGCCCAGGGACGCGGCCUAUACAACCCUACAACCGUUAAGCUCAACCGCAAGAACCCGCCCCGGCGCGACACAGCUACCAUGGCAGGGUCCGGGUAUUUGGUAAUCGGAUUUGAGACGGACAAUCCGGGAUCCUGGCUCAUGCAUUGCCAUAUUGCAUGGCAUACGAGCCAGAGUCUGGCGCUCCAGUUUGUGGAGCGCGAGUCGGAGAUUCCGGCGUUGAUGGAUAUGGAGAAGUUCCAGGAUACGUGCGAUAAGUGGGAUAAGUAUGCUAAGGGGGCAGCUCAUGAACAGGAUGAUUCUGGGAUAUGA
This is a messenger RNA of Aspergillus campestris IBT 28561, 1728 nucleotides long. RefSeq names its product oxidoreductase tpcJ (gene tpcJ). The record is from RefSeq and is a predicted model, not a curated record. Gene Ontology annotation, molecular function: copper ion binding; oxidoreductase activity. Lineage: Eukaryota; Fungi; Ascomycota; Eurotiomycetes; Eurotiales; Aspergillaceae. Bases 1 to 1728 code for a protein of 575 amino acids. The transcript has 6 exons.